Penaeus indicus is the source of this 3021-nucleotide messenger RNA. RefSeq lists its product as uncharacterized. The transcript is spliced from 4 exons. Lineage: Eukaryota; Metazoa; Arthropoda; Malacostraca; Decapoda; Penaeidae. The record is from RefSeq and is a predicted model, not a curated record. The coding region runs from base 123 to 515 and encodes 130 amino acids.
AUUUGUGCCGCAGUUCAGUACUAACUGUCGUCGAACGUGGGCAUUCGUGAGGAUUUAUUUUUGGUAGAUUUUCCUAAUUUUGGUCAGGAGACGAGGAAAUUCACUUGUAUAAAUCACCAAAGAUGCCCGUCGACACUGAAGGAGUGAUUUCCCUUGUGAUCGCAGUGUGCCGAGAGGAAGAAAUGGAGGUCGUCAUAAAGGAAACAUUUUUAGGGACGCUGUGGAACCUCUUCUUCAAGGCUGGCCCUAACAACUAUGCCAGAGCUGGAUUAGUGGAAAGAGCUGAAUCUGACAACAAACCAGAGAAGAAAACCAAGAGAGUCGAGGUCAUUAUAGAACAAGAUCUGACGCCAGAACAGCAUGAAGAACUUGCAGAUUCUGUGAGGGUAGCAGUGAAAGAUUUGGGUUUCACGGAGAUUAGCCCUCAAUGCAUAGAACAGUGGUCUGUCAAAAGGCGGAUUAUUGAGGUGGUCAGACGGUUCUUCGAGUUUCAACUGAAUAUGGAGAUUGUGUAGCUGUUGUGAUAUUUCCCUGACUCCCUGACCACCACUGUGUUUGCGAAAAUCACCUUUCACGCACUUUGUUUCCAUAUGCUGGCCAAGCAAAUUAUGCCGUCAACUUAUCUGAAGAUCCUAUAUGCUAUGCUCAGACUGUCUGUCACGCUAAAAACCUAGGUUCUUUAUAUCCUCUUUUCUCCUGUUCAUUAUCUGUUUCUUGGGAGCAAUUUGUUUUCCUUCUUAUUUUCACAUUCUUUUAUUAUUUAUUCAUAAUCUUCUCAAUCAUGCAUAUUUCAUUGUGAUUAUUAGGCAUGUUGAGCUUAUGUUCACUCAUAGGGUACAUUUUCUUUCUUUCUUUAUUAUUUUUUUUUAAGUUAUUCAGUUCAUUUACCACCUCCUCCCACUCUUUUAUUCCAAUGUCACUCUUUUUAGUUAUCUUUUGUUAUAUUCUGUUUCCUGGAUUUUUGUUUUUUGUUUAUUUUCUUUGUAAUUCAGUCCCUUGCAGAAUACACACACACACUACCCACACAUGCACACACAGGCAGAGCGUGUGGAAUUCAUGUCAAACAAACUGCCCUGGUGAAGCAGUAAAGUGAAAAGGCAUUCCUUCAGUAUAUCUGUGUGUUAUCCUGUCAUACCUUUGUUCUACUUUCACUCAGACACAGACACAGACACACAAUCUUGGUUAUUUAGCAUUAAUUUUAGCCGCAGCCCUACUAUAUGCGCAUGCUAAGGCCACCCUGGGGAUCUGCCUGUUUUAUUUUUUCAUUUACUAGGAACUGAAUUUUAUAAUGGAUAGAAUUUGAUUCAAAUUUCACUCUUUUCUUACCACUGGCUUUGGUUCAACUGAUACUGAAUUUAAUCAGUCAUCUCAUUUCCUAAUGCUUCUAAUAGUUUGGCAACCUGUUAAACAACUUGAAUGAUUGAGUUUUUGUCUUUACAUAUAUAAUGACGUAUAUAAUGACGUUACAUAUAUAAUGACGUAACUUUCAUUUCCUCUUGUAGAGAGAAGAGGAAAAGCUUGAGUUAUUUUUUAAGCUUUCCCCGGUAAUUAUUAAGUUGUCUUUGCAUAUAUAAUGAUGUAACUUUCUCUGUUUUUGGAAAGAGAAGAGGGAAAGCUUGAGUUAUUUUUUAAGACUGGAUGUGUCUAAUUUUUGGGGAAAAAACCUUUAAGAGCCUAUUCUAUUGGCAUUAUAGCCUUUGUAAAACUUGGAAUCACUUAUAUUCUCUACAGUGCCAGUAUAUAUUCUGACUCUCUUGUCUGAAAAGUCCUCCUUAUCCCUCCACUCAUAAAUUUUCCUCAGAUGACUGCUUGCUCAGUGUGAUGAUUUAAAGCUCAUGGCAUUACUCACAAAUAGGCAUGGGUCUUUUACAACUAUUUGUUCUUUGAUCUCUACUAGUGUGUAGAAUGUGAUCUUGAUCUAUCAAAAUUACUGGUUUCAAAAUUACUUUACAAAAUAUAUAUCCUACAAUUAUCUAUCUCCAUCUAUAAAUGGAAAUUUGUCAGACAUUGACAAUCAUCCUCACAAACAAAACCGUCCAUUAAUGAAUGUUAUAAGAUAUAUAAUAUAAUAUUAUAUAUUAAUAUAAUAUAUAUCAAAACAUAUUGCACAAUCCUAUGUUUUUCUUACCAUCAUAAACUUGAUCUUGAUGAUAGAGAACUUUGUAGACUGAAAAUUACGGUAUAAAAGAAUAUAUAAAAUAAAACAAAAAGUUACACAGUUCUCUUUUAUCCUAAGAGUUUACUUGUAGAUUGUGGAGAGUGUAACUUGAAUUCAUUUCUGUACAAGUUCUUAUAACAGGAAAAUUAGGAUUGCUAUCAUUAAAGGCGUGUCACAAUCUCUGAAAUACAUUAGGAUAAUGAAAAAAUCAUAAUAAUGAACAAUUUAAUUAAUUUCUCACAAACUACUAUAGGACAGAGACACACAAAAAAGGCAGAAAAUUAUUGUAGACAGUAUAAAAACAUUACUUGUGUUAGACGAGACUUACUCUAGCUGUAUGAAUGUCAGUUAAACGAAAUAUGAAAAGGAGUUCACUGACUGACAGAACAAUCAUAAGUAAGGGUAUACAGUACAGUAAAGUAUAUAUAAAACUUGAUGAAAGAGUAAAAUUCAUAAUAUUUCUGACUUUUUAUCAUGUUGUAAUCAAUUUUUAUUCUCAACACUAAUCCGGUUUUCAUCAAAUGAAAACACAUCAUUUAUAUUGUAUUAUUUUUAACAUUAUUGUCAACAAAAUGAACUUAUUGUAUUUUGUGGUACUGUUAAAAGCAAUUACCACAUUAAAAUUUUUAUAUGAAUUUAUAAGUAUAAGAUAUUAUCCCAUACUAAUUUUUAGAUGAAUUUAUAGGUAUACAACUUAAUAAUAAAAUAUAUGCGGAGUUUAUAUUCCACAUAGCUAUUUUUAUUACAGCUGUAAUAGUUUGCUUUUGCUAAUUUACAAUUCAGUUGCAGUUACAUGGUCAAAUGCACAGAAUAUUGUGUACAGACGUACCUAAAAUAUACUGUAGAUAUACAAAAAAUGCUUU